Messenger RNA from Lytechinus variegatus (green sea urchin), 3020 nucleotides. Its product is annotated as zinc finger protein 260-like. Lineage: Eukaryota; Metazoa; Echinodermata; Echinoidea; Temnopleuroida; Toxopneustidae. The coding region runs from base 175 to 2970 and encodes 931 amino acids. The transcript has 6 exons. Gene Ontology annotation, cellular component: nucleus. Gene Ontology annotation, biological process: regulation of transcription by RNA polymerase II. The record is from RefSeq and is a predicted model, not a curated record. Gene Ontology annotation, molecular function: DNA-binding transcription factor activity, RNA polymerase II-specific; RNA polymerase II cis-regulatory region sequence-specific DNA binding.
GCCUGGAUGUAGAUGAACGUAGAGGGCUAAUGUGGCAGUUUGACUGAGUCGUCGCGUCUACGUCUCCGGCAGCGAAACACCAAUUUCGUGCUUUUUUGCGUUAACUUGGUAGGACUAUAUUUGGGAACAGCCUAAAGUUCAAUUUGAAAUUAUGGUGGUGAUGAAGCAGAGAGCAUGAAUGUAAUUAUUAAGCAAGAUACUGAUGGCUGGGAAGAUCUCUCGGAUACAGAAGAAGGAAAUGGUGCUGAUCUGACAUGUAAACAAGAACAAGGUCAAACCGUCACCUUCAGAUCAGAAGAAGGUAGAGUCAUAAUGGACAAGGAAACAGACCAGGACAAUCAUUUUGUACAAGGUCAGACCAUAACAAUCAAACAUGAGGUAGAUGAAAACAUGACCAACCCUGAUACAGCUCAAGACCAAUGGACCACACAAGGUUCAACCUUCACCAUCAAACAGGAAGUAGAUGAAGACAUGACCAACCCUGAUACAGCUCAAGACCAAUGGAAUACACAAGAUAAAGAUCUUUUGGAUGGAGAGGACAUGAGACAAUCAUCCAUGACAGAAUGCAGUGAAGAUGAGUCCCAUCCGUGUUUACAAUGCAAUAAGACAUUUACAGAUGAGAAUUCUUUAGUUCUACAUCAUAAAACACACUCUAGGGAAGUUGAGUUUUCUAGUCAUGCUUGGACAGAGAUUGGAGACAGAUGCUUCAAGUGCCCCCAUUGUCAUAAGAAUUUUGAAUGUAGGGAUACUCUUAUGACCCAUGUGAGCACACACACUGGAGAAGAAUCUUAUAGUUCUCAUUGUGAUAAGGGAUCAUCUCAAAAGAGUUAUCUUACCCAUCAUAUAAGAACACAUGCAGGAAAAAAAACCUUUAUCUGCUCUCAUUGUGAGAAGCGAUUUUCUCAAAAGAGCGAUCUUACCAAUCAUAUAAGAAUACACACAGGAGAAAAACCUUAUCAGUGCUCUCAUUGUGAGAAGAGAUUUUCUCAAAAGAGCGAUCUUACCCGUCAUAUAAGAAUACACACAGGAGAAAAACCUUAUCAGUGCUCUCAUUGUGAGAAGGGAUUUUCUCAAAAGAGCGAUCUUACCCGUCAUAUAAGAAUACACACAGGAGAAAAACCUUAUCAGUGCUCUCAUUGUGAGAAGAGAUUUUCUCAAAAGAGCGAUCUUACCCGUCAUAUAAGAAUACACACAGGAAAAAAACCUUAUCAGUGCUCUCAUUGUGAGAAGAGAUUUUCUGACAAGAACAAUCUUACAAUUCAUAUUAGAACUCAUACUGGAGAAAAACCCUAUAUUUGCUCUCAUUGUGGGAAGGGAUUUUCUCAAAAGAGUGAAGUUACACGUCAUAUAAGAACACAUACAGGAGAAAAACCAUUUACUUGCUCUCAAUGUCACAAGACAUUUUCUAACAAGAGCACUUUUACAAUUCAUGUAAGAACACAUACAGGAGAAAAUCCCUACAUUUGCUCUCAUUGUGAGAAGAAAUUUACUAAAAAGAAUGAUCUUACCUGUCAUAUUAGAACACAUACUGGAUCAAAACCCUAUAUUUGCUCUCAUUGUGAGAAGAGAUUUACUGAAAGGUCCACUCUUACCCGUCAUAUAAGAACACACACAGGAGAAAAACCUUAUCAUUGCUCUCAUUGUGAGAAGAGAUUUUCUGACAAGACCAAUCUUACAAAUCAUAUUAGAACACAUACUGGAGAAAAACCCCAUAUUUGCUCUCUUUGUGAAAGAGGAUUUUCUCAAAAGGGCGAUCUUACCCGUCAUAUGAGCACACACACUGGAGAGAAAUUUUAUCGUUGCUCUUAUUGUGAGAAGAGAUUUUCUAAAAAGAAUGAUCUUACCUGUCAUAUUAGAACACAUACUGGAUCAAAACCCUAUAUUUGCUCUCAUUGUGAGAAGAGAUUUACUGACAAGUCUACUCUUACCCGUCAUAUAAGAACACACACAGGAGAAAAACCUUAUCAUUGCUCUUAUUGUGACAAGAGAUUUUCAGACAAGGUCAAUCUUACAAAUCAUAUCAGAACACACACUGGAGAAAAACCCUAUAUUUGCUCUCAUUGUGACAAGAGAUUUUUUGACAAGGCUGUUCUUACAAAUCAUAUUAGAACACAUACUGGAGAAAAGCCAUAUAUUUGCUCUCAUUGUGAUCAGAGAUUUUCUAAAAAGAGUCUUCUUUCCCGUCAUAUAAGAACACACACAGGAGAAAAACCUUAUCGUUGCUCUCAUUGUGACAAGAGAUUUUCUCAAAAGAGCGAUCUUACCCGUCAUAUAAGAAUACACACAGGAGAAAAACCUUAUCAGUGCUCUCAUUGUGAGAAGAGAUUUUCUGACAAGAACAAUCUUACAAUUCAUAUUAGAACUCAUACUGGAGAAAAACCCUAUAUUUGCUCUCAUUGUGGGAAGGGAUUUUCUCAAAAGAGUGAAGUUACACGUCAUAUAAGAACACAUACAGGAGAAAAACCAUUUACUUGCUCUCAAUGUCACAAGACAUUUUCUAACAAGAGCACUUUUACAAUUCAUAUAAGAACACACACAGGAGAAAAACCUUAUCAUUGCUCUUAUUGUGAGAAGAGAUUUUCAGACAAGGUCAAUCUUACAAAUCAUAUCAGAACACACACUGGAGAAAAACCCUAUAUUUGCUCUCAUUGUGAUCAGAGAUUUUCUAAAAAGAGUCUUCUUUCCCAUCAUAUAAGAACAUACACAGGAGAAAAACCUUAUCGUUGCUCUCAUUGUGACAAGAGAUUUUUUGACAAGGCUGUUCUUACAAAUCAUAUUAGAACACAUACUAGAGAAAAGCCAUAUAUUUGCUCUCAUUGUGAGAAGAAAUUUACUAAAAAGAGUCAUCUUACCUGUCAUAUUAGAACACACACAGGAGAAAAACCUUAUCGUUGCUCUCAUUGUGAAAGAGGAUUUUCUCAAAAGGGCGAUCUUACCCGUCAUAUAAGAACACACAGGAGAAAAACCUAAUCGUUGCUCUCAUUGUGUUACGAUACUGCAACAAAUAACAAGCAAAUUUG